Messenger RNA from Girardinichthys multiradiatus, 4042 nucleotides. Its product is annotated as E3 ubiquitin-protein ligase-like. Gene Ontology annotation, molecular function: ubiquitin protein ligase activity. The coding region runs from base 153 to 650 and encodes 165 amino acids. NCBI's taxonomy places the organism in Eukaryota, Metazoa, Chordata, Actinopteri, Cyprinodontiformes, Goodeidae. The record is from RefSeq and is a predicted model, not a curated record. The transcript has 4 exons. Gene Ontology annotation, biological process: protein ubiquitination.
GUCACGCAGCAGUGAUCUCAUAGGUUUGAUUGCAUCAUGUAACUUGGUGACUCAUGGAGAUCUAGUCCCUCCCGUUUCGGCGAAACCUCCUCUGCCCUGUAAGAUAAAAGGACCUGGAUCAUACACACCAACGGAGAAGAAAAGCAUCAGAGAUGUUCUCAGAGGUCGAGUGCGGAGUUUGUUACCGGACCUACAACGCGGCUCGCCGCUGUCCCCGGGAGCUCCACUGCAGGCACACCUUCUGUGAGAGCUGCCUCCGGGCUAUGAGCCGCCCGGUGCUGCCCGGGGCCAACCGGUCCAUCGACUGUCCGCUGUGCCGACACACCACCACCCUGACUGCAGAGGGGAACUUAAAAUCCGAGCUGAGGGUGGAUGAGUCCGCCCUGGAGCGGCUGGUAGCAGCGGGAGUCCUAGAACAGGAGGAGGACGAGGAGGACGGCGGAAAAGUUCCAGAGUGCGAGAGGGAAGUUCCACAGACUGAAGCCGAGGAGAGCGACUCCUCUGCGGGGCACAGAGGUGGGAGAUUCCGGCGGUCCUUGACGAAAGUGUGGAUGAAGAUAAGCGGCAAGAGCGAUCGGCGAAGACUAGAUGGGUGCAUGACCAGCGAUGAGCUGAGGAGCAUGGCCAUGAUGGCCAACUAUAUGUUCUAAGCUGCACUCGGUCCUCCCCACAGACCUCGGAUAAUGUGAUAUUUGUUGUUAGAGCUGACCUGGAUGAAGAUCAUGAACUCUUGCUGGCAGGACCGCAUAAUCGCUAUUUAAUGCUUUAUUGUAAUGGUGCAUUUCACUGCCAAAGAAGGAUGCUUUCAGGCGCUUUGAUGAUGCACAAGUGUAUUUAUUUAAUAUUUAUAACGUUUAUGAGCUAUUUUUUACAAUUUUGCUUUUAAAGACUAAUAAAUUGCUUCUUGUUUUAAAAAAUAAAAUCUGCUUGUUUUUUGAGAGUGAAUGAUAAAAUUGGAAAACUUUAUGCAAAUCAAGUCUGAUUGUACAAAGUGAACAAACUAUAAAACACAGAAUUAAUUCAAAUAAAAUAUAAAGGAAGAUAAUCUAAUCAACAAUAAAGGAAGCUUUUGUUAAAAUGUGGCGGAUAUAAAUCUAAUAUGCUGAGGAAACUUCUGAGUGUCCUCCUUGAUGUGGGCUAAGGAGGAACCUGCAGCCAGGUGAUCAGCAUUGUCUUCAAUCAGCAGCAGCAGAGCUUCCCUACAGGACAAGAGAGACUGAUGAACUGCACCUAAUUUAAAGCUUUUCUUUUGACUAUCAUAAAAACCUGGGUGGAAAUUGUCAUGACGGGCAGCUGUCUGUUUUUCCCAAGACUCUUUGUGAUGAUCUGUGCUGCUGUCGUGUUGAUGAUAAUGUGUUCACAGGUUGUGAGAGCCAGUCCAACAGUACCUGUAGUCCAAAAGAGAGUGAAGUUCAGCACCCUGAGACGACUGAAUACUGCACAACAGUUUCCCUCCUUAGCUGGUCUCCUGUUUAAAGAAAGUGAAGUCCAAACACCAGCAGACACCUUUUCAAUCAGUAACCAUCAAUCCCAUCCUGUGCAGAUCACACAAGGUAGCUAUAUUUAUAGUCAAUACAGCCUUGAUAAGACUCAGCCUCGAGUGAGAAUAACCAAAGUGCAGAGAAGUGAAAUGAGGCCAGCAAGCAGCAUUUUCACCACCCAUUCCCUGUACGAAGGACAAAGCUUUGAUAAAUCCAGAACUCCUAAAAACACACUUCCCCAGAAAGAAGAAAACACUGGAAAUUUGUACAACUCUAAAGUGAAUAUGCUUAAAUAUCCAAAGAAACCUGGCAGUGAAGGAGAAAUAUGGACAAGUCCCUCAUCAAAGGUACAUGAAGAUGUGUCUGGAAGAAAGUUGUAUUCUGUUUUUCCAUCCCAGACUGGUAGCCUCCAGAGUGCUCAACAUCAAACCCUAGGGGUAGAAGGCAGUGAAUUUAUGGGAAAAAAUCUGCUUCCUACAAUCAGAACCUGGAGUGGAGCAACUAAGAUGCAACCUAGAAAAGUUCUUGACUUUACAAGUCAGACUCGGAACCGUGCAGAAUCACUUAGCAACAGUUUAAGUGUUAUUAAACGAAACCCAAGCCAUGAAAGGUUUCCAAUCGGCUCAAAAUUCCCACUGAACCAAAAUCCUAUAAGUAGUGAAGAGAUGCUGGAACCCAAAAACAUCCAAUCAUAUCUCUUCAAAGACUCUCCGUCUCAAGUUCAUGCUGUAACGGGUAGUGGACAAGAAGUUUUUAGAGGAGCAAGUGAUGCUGUAAGUUGGACCCUGAAGCAAAGCCCGUCUGGUGCACAAGAAAAGAGCAGGUUUAUUUCUAAUUUCAAUCAUUUUACCAGAACAGACCCAAGCAAGCAGGAAUCUGAAUCCCAAAUUGGUUUUAGUAGACCUCAGGUCAGAUUAUAUCCUACGCCACACAAGGCCUUAACCCCUACACCAGGUUUUCUGCAUCCUCUUUCAGCAGAGGACAAGAACCAGCAAAGUCUUGUCUCUGUUGGUCAUUCACAUUCUCAGGAUAGCAGAAAGACAUUUGCUUCACUGGACCGAGUCAAUGCAAUUUCGAGAUAGCUGACACAAGACUACAAACCAAGACACUCUAUUAAAAGGAUCCAUCAUCUCGAUGCGCAGAAACCUGUGGAGAUGCCUGGUUCCUCUUCCUCAGAUAGAACACAAUCCAGCCUGGAUAAAGGAAAAGACUUCAGGUUUGGAUUUUCAAAAAAUUACCCUUAUUCAUCACAAAAGUAUAGCUUUGGCCAGAGAAAAGCUUCUGCUACAUCUACCACACCAGCUAAGCCAGACACAAUGGAAAUUAAUUCCCCAUCUACUGUAGCCCAAGUCAGCAGAACAUCUACUGGUCAACCUUUCACAUCAAUGCUCAUGGGUCCAAAGGACGAAACUGGGGUGAGAAUCGACAGAAAUGCCAUUGAAAACAGAUUUAGACUGUACAAGGGAAGGUUUGGUCUAAAAGGAUUUGGCAGUCAACCACUUGAGGGAGCCAAUGCUUUACCUCUGAGCACAGACACAUCCAUCGUACCCAAGCAGAGUUUCAAAGGGUUUGAACUCAGGAACUCGGAGAUCUCCAGACCCAAACGCAUCAGGAUUCACAAAUGGCACAAUCAGAGGGAUGAGACUGAGCCAGGUAACAGUGGUGACUUUAAAACACCUCCCAGCACUGCAAGAGGAGAUGGAUCAGUCCCAAGAUUUAAAUCGAAUCAUACCACCAUUCAGGUCCAGACUCUUCAGGGAUUUCAACCCAGUAAAAACCGAACUGUGCGUAUUGGCAGCAAAACCAGCUGGAAUUAUUCGGAGCAAAAUCCUGUGUGGCUCACUAAAAUAGCUUCCUCAUCUUAUCUGGGAUCAGAAGGGCGCCUUAAAGAUAAAAUGAGCCCAUCGCCGAUGCCUAGAGCAGCUAAAGGAAACAGACCUGCCACAGAGGAGGGGGCCUGGUUUAAGACUCCCACCAGCAGCACGGUGAGGGGCAAACGGGUGAAGCUGGUGCAAACUGGCAGAAGAAAGCUCAUCGGACCCAUCGUCGGGAAUUCAACCAGCAACUCAGUCAUAUGCAGGCUGCCCAGAGUGAAAGCUGUAACAUACGAAGACAUUCUGGCAAGUGCUUCAUUCAGCAGUGUAAGGGCUCCGGGUCAUCAGGGUCAUUUCCCAAACAUGACGAUAGGAGAGGAAGAAGGUUGGAGCUCAACAACAGAUGGUGUCAAGAACAUGAGCAGAAGUCCUGAAGCAAAUGUUAUCAAUGAGAAGAAAGACAGGGAGAGUGUUGGGAGAAAGGAGGAAACAAACAAUGAAGUAGAAAUGUCAGAUUUAUUUUUUGAGACUGAAGGAAGUGGACGUUUUGAUUUGUCUAAUGUUUUAUUAACUGCCACAGAGGAUGUGCCAGCAGGGAAUGAUCUGUUGGAUCUCGAUUACCUCCGAAAAUCCACAGGCAACAUCUCCUUCAAAUCACUGAGUAAAUCACAUCUGGAGCAGCGAUAGAAACAUGCUGAAAUAUUCCCUAGUUGGAGAUACUCCAAUAAACAAAGGUUUGAAAAAAUA